UUUUCCAAGCGAGAAGAUUUUCUGCAAAAUGAAAAUGACUGACCGUGUGUUUGUUAAAAGUUAAAACAAAAUUUCUAUAUUAAUUGAAAAUUCGCAAAUAAAUUUUGAUAGAAAAAGUGAAAAUAUAAAUCAAAUAUUCAAUUAGUUUCAAUAAGAAAAAUUUUUGUGGAAUAAAUACGAUAUUGAUUUUUUCUUUUCUUCGCAUAUUCUUCAUGGACAGCUUGUAAAUGUACCAAACAAAAGUAAAUUGUUGAAUUUUUCGAAUACUUUGGAUUUAGUGUUGCUCAUGAUUUGUGUUAAUAAUCAAUUGUUAUGACGAAGAAAAAUGAACUGCUCUGAAAAUAUACUAAGUAGGAAAAAAAAUAUCAUGUCAUGUCACACAUCAAUAUACUUGUGUGUAACUAAACAAAUUUACGUUAUGUAAGCGGUGCAAAGGCGGCUCCAGUUAAUCAAAAACUAUUUCAAAAAUUUGUAUCGCCAAGUUUUCCUUUUCUUUAAUUAUUUUUGGCAAUCAUACAUUUCUGUGUAACCAGUUUAUUGUUCCAUUUAGAAUAAUUGAAAGAAAAAACAUGAACAUUUUUCGUCAUUCAAUUAGUGUGAACGACACGAUACAUUUAAAUGAAUGAAUAGUGAAGAGACACAUAAUCUCUAGAGAAAAUUUUUGUAUCGCAGACAAAACUCAAUUUUUCUGCAGUCAAUUUAAAUUUAAGCAGCAGCAGCAGCAGCAGGAGCCGUAGUAGCAGUGGCAGAUAUCACACUAACACAUUUGGCGAACUUCAAGAUAAAUCGUGCGCAUUUCACACUAUCAAAAGGUGUUGCAUCGACGUACUUCGUUAUUCCGUACCAAUUUUUAUCAACAACAACACUAACAACAAUAAAGCUCGCUAUGCCAAAAUAAAAAUCGAUAAAAACGGCACAUGGAAAACAUGUAUUGUCUGUUAUGAAGGAAACAUUAAUCGCCACAAUAAUCAACAUCAGGAGAAACGGUGCACAGACGGUGCAUCUCACUCAUCAGAAAUCAGAAAACAAACUGACGUCAUUGAAUUAAGAAAGGAGUAACAUUCAUUUUGUUGUUUGAGAGGAAAAUAUUUCAACUGCACCCUCGCGUGUCCUUCUUUUCAUCUAUCUUGUUAUUUCUCCGUUAUUUCACUAGCAUGAGAUGAAGAAAUAACGAUGCCAUUAGAAUUGGCGCCGUUCAACUAUAUCGAGUCUGGCCACAUGCAUAAAUCUCUUGUUACACUUGAAUGUGAAUUAUUAUCGGUGACUUUGAAACAAAAAAAAGUCAUUAUUUUCACUCCGCAUUUAGUAUAAAUAGUGCAAAAUUGCGGUUGUAAAAUGUGUUCUAGUUUUUGCUGAAACAAACCGCAGAAAACGGGAGCAAUAAAAUAAUCAUUGAACUUUUUUUUAGCUCAACUCAGUUCCGUUUAAAUUGGGUUUUUGUGCAUUUAACGCGUUCCAACCAAUUAAAUUGUUGAUUCCAUUAGUGCGAUAAGUAGCUUUGUCAACAUAAACAUUUUCGUCAAAUAACUACAAAAGAAAAUGAUUAAAAGUUGGAGAAUAGCAGAUGAAUAGUUUGAUUACCGUUAGCAAUUUAAUUGAUUUUCCCUUGAUUCUUAAUAAUAAAUCGUGCUAUUUAAAAAAAAGUCAAUUGGUGCGCGACAGUGACGACAAUGUCUAAGCACUCGCUGGAUUAUAAUGCAUCGCAUGCAAAUGAACUGCAUUUAAUAGUCAGUUAAAUCGAUUAAAAAUAUGACAAAGUUAAAUAAUUUAAUACGAGCAACAAGUGAAUAUUUAUCUAUCAUCAUUAGUGAAACGUGCAUAGUGCAUUCAAUUCAAAAUCCUUCUAUAUUUACAAUAUUAUUCGAUUUAAAUUGAAACAUUUAUCAUCCACAUGUGGCGAUCGGCAAGAUUAAUUGCAUCGACACAGAAAUCAAAUUGAAAAUGUUGCUGUUGCUAACAAAUGCAUCAACGGAUGAACAACAUACAAAAACGCAUAAGCUUAAUUCGAAAGUCAUCGAGUUUACGUACGCAAAUACGUUAAAGAAUAAAAUAAACUGCCAGUCUGAAAACGAUGUGGAAAACUUCGGCCUUCUCCGAAAUAACAAUGGAAAAACGAUUUCAAUUAAUUUUAAACAAACGAAAAUGCAUCACAAUGCAACCAUUCUUAAUCAAGUGCAACAAUGCGACUACCAAAACAACAAUAACAAAAAUCAUUUAGAAAACUUCGACCACUUAACACCAGAAUAUUUACAACAACAACAAGAACAGCAAGAACUCCACGUCAUCAGGCGAUCCAACAUGAAAAUCCGACAUUCGAGUAAAAUGCAAUUAAUCGGUGUAAUAUUGUCGUAUUUACUGGUGUGUAGCAUUCAAAGUGCUACAGCAAGGCCAAAUGUCGACCGUAAUUAUGACGAUUCAACAUCUAAUUGGCAAAGUGUGGCUCUCACUUCAGAAAAUAAAUUGGUAUCAUCAAAUGAUGGGGAGGCGCCGUCCGGUUUUACAAAGGUCGAAAAUGAGCCGCUCGAUCCAGAUUCGAUGGUUGAUCCGAGGAGCUUUCUAUAUGCAGCCAUAUCAAAAAAUGAAUCCACCGAAACAACCGUCGACGAUAAUGAUCACAGUAUCGGAACACCGUUUAUCAUUGCCAUUUGGAUUUUAUCCGCUAGUAUUGCAAAAAUAGGAUUCCAUAAAACGCCAAAACUCAAUCAAAUUUUCCCCGAAUCCUGUCUUUUAAUUGUGCUUGGUGUGUUUAUUGGUGUUUUACUUCGUUAUGGCACGAGAUUAUACGUAUCACCAUUGACACCAAACACAUUCUUCUUGUAUAUGUUGCCGCCAAUCAUUUUCGAUGCCGGCUAUUUCAUGCCUAAUCGACUAUUUUUCGAUCAUUUGGGCACAAUUUUACUAAUGGCUGUGGUCGGAACAAUAUUCAAUAUAUUUACCAUUGGUUCUUCCUUGUAUGCGUGCAAUUUAAUCAAUUUAUUUGGCAAACAAAUACCCGUGCUCGACAUCUUUCUAUUUUCAUCGUUGAUAGCUGCGGUUGAUCCGGUUGCCGUUCUGGCUGUUUUCGAAGAAAUUCAUGUGAAUGAAAUUCUCUACAUUGUUGUUUUCGGCGAAUCAUUAUUGAAUGAUGCCGUUACGGUUGUUUUGUACCAUAUGUGUGAAACGUACAGAGAAAAAGGCAUCGAUCGAAUAGGCAUCAUGGAUUUUGGCACGGGAACGAUGAAUUUUCUAUUAGUCGCUGUGGGUGGAACAAUAAUUGGUGUUGUAUGGGGCUUCAUGACUGGGCUGGUGACACGUUUUACUGAGAACGUGCGAGUGAUUGAACCAAUUUUCAUUUUUGUCAUGGCAUAUCUGGCCUAUUUGAAUGCCGAAAUGCUACACUUGAGUGGGAUAUUAUCAAUCACAUUUUGCGGCAUCACGAUGAAAAACUAUGUGGAAUCGAAUGUUUCGCAAAAAUCGCAUACAACCAUAAAAUACGCUUUGAAAAUGAUGUCAAGCUCGUCUGAAACGAUUAUUUUCAUGUUUCUGGGAGUUGCCACUGUAAAUAAUCGACAUGAUUGGAAUACCUGCUUCAUAGUGUUGACGAUUAUUUUCUGUUCUGUAUAUCGCACCAUAGGAAUUAUAAUAUUAACUGCAGUCGCAAAUAGGUUUAGAUUAAAUAAAUUGUCAAGAGUUGAUCAAUUUGUGAUGUCGUAUGGUGGCCUUCGAGGUGCAGUAGCAUUCGCAUUAGCACUAUUAAUCAAGCAGCAGCGGGUCGAAUCCCAGCCGAUGUUCGUCACAACAACCAUUGCUGUGAUUUACUUCACUGUUUUCCUGCAAGGCAUCACCAUCAAACCACUUGUCAAGUUUCUCAACGUGAAACGUGCAAAUAAAAAGAAACCAACAAUGAAUGAACGCAUUCAUGAGCGUUUGAUUGAUCAUUUAAUGGCUGGCAUGGAAGAUAUUGCAGGCAAAACAGGAAAUUAUCAUGUUCGAGAUAAAUUCAAGCGAUUCGACAAUAAAUUCAUUCGUCCACUUAUAUUGAAACAUGUUCAGUCCGCUGAGCCGAAAAUCCUUGAAACUUAUUCAAAACUGACCAUGAAAGAUGCAAUGGAUUUUAUGAAUCGCAAUCCCUCAACAAUUGGUCAAAUGUCUGGCACGGAAUCAAUGAGCGCUUUGUUUCGCAGUUACACAGCUGGUGGCGGAAGGUUGGCACCACCAUUUUUGAUGAAAACAUGUCCCAGCUUUUCAAAUAUUGAAAAUUGCUCAAGAAAUUUGGAUAUGCAAGAGCUUGAUUAUAAUCCAUCAAAGAAAGAUUUGACAGAUGCCAAAAUCCAUCAUCUUCUUGCCGAGGAAUUGAAACCGUACAAACGGGCAUCCUGUUCAUCUAAGACGCUGCAUCGACGUCUCAGUUACAGUCGACAUGCUGUCGAUGACAGAGAUUUAACUACACAGCAGGUCAAUUAUAAGAUGCACAUGAAUAUUCGACGAACGACAGAUCGAAAACAUCAUAAGCGUAGCAAACGAGGCAGUGCCAAGGAGGGUGCAAAGCAAAAUCACGUGUCAUUCCCGGAAUUCAAGCAAAACGGAUCGGCGAAACAGCUAUCGCAUGACUACAUUAAUGAAGUGCUUAAUGAAACAGUUGACGAUGACGAAAAACAAAAUCUGCCCGAUGACUGGGAGGAAGGAUUAACUUUUACAGCAAGAUCGUCACCCGAACAAGCGGAUCAGAAAAAUAAUAGUUUAUUAUUGGCGAAUAUUGCCAAUUUACCUGGAUUUGAUUCGUCAACAGCACGUUUUGCCACACAAUAUUCAACUCGAAGCAGCCCCGAUAAGUCAGUCAUGGAAAUUGUACCGACGGCUGCUGAAUUGAUGUUACCGUGGCGACGUGAGCAAUCGUACCAAAGUUUCGGUGAUGAAGACGAUGGAGAUGAUGUUGAAAAUUCAAAUAAACGACUGUCAAAAGAAUCCGAAGGUGAAACACGUGUUACCACACCAACAGCCACUGAAACACAGUUGCCAUGGAAACGAAAUGAUCAGGACACUGCUGAAGUAUUACAACAGAAUGAGUUUCCGGCAUGGGCAUCAAAUAAGGAGUACUUGGCGUAUAAUUCACCGAGUGCAACUUUCUUAGGAGCACUAUCAAAACCAAAACAAAUAAAAUCUGUGAUAGGUUUGUUUCGACGCGAGAGUACGACAUCCGGUUCGGCGGCCGGAAGUGAUCCAUGCCUUGCUGCCCAACUCACUGAGCUAGCAACAACAAAUCAACAACCAGGCAGCAGCAGCAGUGCCGGCAGUAGUACAUACCGUGCAAGCAUAAGCGGUGCACCAACAAGCGAACAUCACGAUCGUCCAGCACGUGGUGAUCGUCGACGUUCCAUAUCGAUUUGUGCAGUCACACCAAUUGAUGAGUCCAUUGAAAAUGGUGUCGAUCCGUUAGGUGCCUUAAUUGAAUUUAAAAAUAAUGAUAAACACACCAAAUUGGAGAACACAUACUGCAAAAACAAUCGACGUCGUUCACUCUUCGAAUUAAGCGGAAGGUCAGCAUCAGAGGAGAAGUAUUCAAAGUCAUUACCCGAUCGAGACUCAUUCGGUGGUGGGAGACCGCGACCGGCACAGUUUCUAACAAAAUUAACACCCAAACCACAUCUUCGACAAAUGCAAUCGCAAACAUCAUCACUGCUAUCCUCUACAUCCAUUACAGACACGUCUGAGGAAGAUGAUGACGACGACGAAAGCGAAGAUCUGCACGCAUAUAACGAACGAAGGCACAGACGUCAUCAAUGAUUUUAAUUUUGUUUAUUGUAUAAAUUACCAUUUCGAUUUCAUUCUAACGUUUCUCAUAUAUUUUUUGCAAUUUUGAGAAUAUGAUUGAUGUCAAUCAACAAAUUAUAUUAACAAUACCAAAUUUCUCGUUCCUUUUUUUGCCUAACAAAAAAAAUUCGUUGCAGUGAACUGAACUUUAUUCAUUUAAUUAAAAUUGACAAUAAAUUUUAAAAAAAAUGUCUACAUUUAAACAAAAUACACUUCAGUUAAUUUUUAAGUGAUAUUGCACUGGAAUUCAUAGUUAAAAAAACUCACACAGAAAUUAUGCUCCAUAAGAGACUGUAUAAAAUGCAAAACUGUAGCACUGCUAGCGCCACUACGGACAACUAUGGAGUUCUAGUCUGUUGGUUACAACUGAGCAAAAGUCUUUUCACUAUUUGGCGGCAACUUAGUGUAGAUUACAUUGAAUUCCGUCGUGGCGCUAGCAGUGUGACAGUUUGGGCAUAAUUUCGGUACGAAAAAACUUGAAGCCGUGUUCGGACAAUUUGAUACAAGAAGAAGAGAAAGAAAGAAAGUUGUUUUCUUUAAGUGAAAAUUAGAAAUGAUUUUGAUUAAAUCCGAUGGAAUCCGUUCGUGCCAUGUAGCUGGAUGAUUGCAAAUUCUGAAUUGUUGUAGCGUUCAGCAUUUUACUGUCCUAUAGGAUGGACGAUUAGAAAAAAAAAUGUUUUAGUUCUCGCCUAGAUUAAAAAAAACACGCUUUCAAAAACUGCACAGCAUCAAAUUCGGAAUGGUGCACAAAAUACAAAGAAUGUCUUCAUUUUAAUUCGAAAGCGAUUCAGAUAGCAAUUAAAUGAUUGGUUCAGUGCAUUGAUAACUAUAAAGUAAAUAAAUUAUUUGCGAUAGAAAAACAACUAUUUAACUCAACAAGUGUAUAUAGUACAGAAAAUGAUAUAUUUAUAAUUAAUGAGGUGAUCAUAUUGCUUCGGAAAGUGAUUAGAUUUUGGCAAGUGAAUUUGGUAUGGACUUUGAAAAAUGUGUAAUUGACAAUUACAUGUUUAUGUAAACACUUAGCAUAAUUUAAGUACAAAAUGAUAGUGUGCCGUGAUGGUUUUCGCUGAUAAAGCAUUGUGAUGUGCACUUUGAAAACCAUCAUCGCAAUAGCUCUAGUUAAAAAUUGAUCAUGUGCAUCUUCAUCAUUAUCAAAUGUCCAAAAAUCCAAACAGUGUAUAUUAAAUUUUAUAGUAUGAAAAAAAAAAUCAUAAUUUCGAAGAGAGUUCACGGUGUCGAUGAUAUUUCAGAAAAAGAAGUAGACAGAAGAAAAUUAAUUGGAAUGGAUAAGAUAGAAAACGUAAAAGAUAGACAGGGUAAAAAAUUAGAGUCACUUGAAUAGAGGCAAAUAAAGGAAUGCCAGACAUUUCCAUUUGGAAGAUUUUCGGGAAAUGUUCUGGCGUUGAAAAAAAAAAAACAAUUGACGGCACUUCAAAGUAAAAGAAAACAUAUCGACAGAUUUAGUUGGAAUAUCACACUGUACAGCGUCGGUACAUUUUCUACAAUACCAGAAAAUGAAGAAGAAAGAACAGAUCCAAUUUGCUAAAACAUUUAAUCAGGGAUUCUUUCUCUGAGGAGGAGGAAUCGUGAGGAGGAAAAUGAGGAGGAGGAGAGCGAGGAGGAUCCUCCUCCUUAAGUGAGGAGGAAAAGUUUUUUUUGUUCAAAGGGCCAUUUUUAUCACAAAAAUAUCAUUUUUAGCUGAAAGCAUUUUCCUCCUCACUUGAGGAGGAGAAUCCUCCUCGCUCUCCUCCUCCUCCUCAUUUUCCUCCUCGCCAUUCCUCCUCCUCAGAGGAACAAUCUUUGCAUUUAAUAAAAUCUGUACAUGCAGUGAGUUAGUAAGACAACGAUUUAAAUUGGUAGCAUAUUAAGUAGAUGAUAUUUAAUUUUUUUUUGUGUUUUUCUAUCCGCGCAUUGUAUUCCAAAAAGGAAUCGUGUUACACCAAAUACACAAUCUGUUAGACUGGCUGUACCUUAAAGUUUGUUAAUAUAGACAAUACCGACGAUGAUAAGAUGUUUCUUUUUUCUCUUUUGUCAAAAUAACAAGAAAACGGGUUUCUAUCUGAUUUAGAAUAAAGUGUUGUGUACUGCUUGAAUCUUUACCAUCCAAAAAAUGAACACAUUUAAUCGAUAAUCAUACACACACAAAUAUUGCGCUAAAAGCUUAGUAAAUACUAAAAAAAAACACUGUUCGAUCGUUCAAAUGAAAUUUAUUAUUUGAUUGCUGUUGAAUUUCAAUUAAUCGCAACUAAUUAAAUUAAAAUUGUAUUAAAGGCUUAUUUAUAUAAAUGAUAUAUUUAGAUUUAGCAAAUGACAUAUUACAAAAAAGAAAGAGGAGAAAAAAAACUAAUUGAAACUAUUUUUAAGAAAUUGAUCUAUAUUAUUAAAUAUAGCAUUCAAAAAUGAACACUUUUAAGAUCGAUUUUUUUUAGUUUUUGCUCUUCUAAGAUUUAAUUCUAGUAAAUGCAACAAUUUGACGGCUUAAAAUCAAGCCUUGUCGGCAACAAAUUCAAAUCAAUUUUACUGCCCUUUUCUUUAAGUACGUCACUGUCUUGAGAUUAUUUUAUGUUCGAAACAAGAGAAAAAAUAAAUCAUAUUUACCGGAUCAAUGCAAAACACUAUAUAUUAUUACAUACAGUGACAAAUUACAAAUACACUCACUUCAAAGUGAACAAAAAAAAA
This is a messenger RNA of Contarinia nasturtii (swede midge), 8469 nucleotides long. It is a transcript of the gene Nhe2, whose product is annotated as sodium/hydrogen exchanger 3. The transcript is spliced from 21 exons. Gene Ontology annotation, biological process: regulation of pH; proton transmembrane transport; sodium ion transport. Gene Ontology annotation, molecular function: sodium:proton antiporter activity. NCBI's taxonomy places the organism in Eukaryota, Metazoa, Arthropoda, Insecta, Diptera, Cecidomyiidae. Gene Ontology annotation, cellular component: membrane. The record is from RefSeq and is a predicted model, not a curated record. The coding region runs from base 1942 to 5763 and encodes 1273 amino acids.